CCGUCGACUCUCAGUUUACAUCCUCCUCUCUGCUCUCUCGCUCUGAGCUCCCUCUGCCUCUCUCCUCCUCUCUGCAUCUGCUGGUCGCUCUUUCCCGUCAACCUUGUGUGGGCUCGUGUGAGGCGUCUUCCUCCGAUCUGCAACAGCUUUUCACCUAAAGCAAUAAAACCUUCUUUAUUUUUCCUCUAAAGCCUGCGACACACUGAGACCCAACUGUCACCAUGGAGGCCAUCAAGAAGAAGAUGCAGAUGCUGAAGUUAGACAAGGAGAACGCCAUCGACAGGGCAGAACAGGCCGAAUCCGACAAGAAGGCGGCCGAGGACAAAUGCAAGCAGCUGGAGGAUGAGCUGCUCGCUCUGCAGAAGAAGCUGAAGGGAACGGAGGAUGAGCUUGACAAGUACUCCGAGGCCCUGAAGGAUGCUCAAGAGAAACUGGAACUGUCAGAGACGAAGGCCGCAGAUGCGGAGGGCGAUGUGGCAUCUUUGAACCGCAGGAUCCAGCUGGUGGAGGAGGAGUUGGACCGCGCUCAGGAGCGACUGGCCACAGCCCUGCAGAAACUGGAGGAGGCUGAGAAGGCUGCAGAUGAGAGUGAGAGAGGCAUGAAGGUGAUUGAGAACAGAGCGAUGAAAGAUGAGGAGAAGAUGGAGAUCCAGGAGAUGCAACUCAAAGAAGCGAAACACAUCGCUGAGGAGGCGGAUCGCAAAUACGAGGAGGUUGCCCGUAAACUGGUCAUCCUUGAGGGUGAGCUGGAGAGAGCAGAAGAGAGGGCAGAAAUUGCAGAACUCAAGUGUGCUGACCUGGAAGAAGAGCUGAAGAAUGUCACCAACAACCUCAAGUCCCUAGAGGCUCAGUCUGAUAAGUACUCUGAGAAAGAAGACAAAUAUGAGGAGGAGAUUAAAGUCCUGAGUGACAGACUUAAGGAGGCGGAAACCCGUGCAGAAUUCGCAGAGAGGACAGUGGCUAAGCUGGAAAAGACCAUAGAUGACUUGGAAGACGAACUGUACACUCAGAAGCUGAAAUACAAGGCUAUCAGCGAGGAGCUGGAUCUGGCCCUCAAUGAUAUGAACACCUUGUAAAGCUUGCAAUUAGCUCACAAUGUUUCCACUUCCCCUUCGUCUCCCCUUGGAAGCACUUUGUCUUUUCUUUUCUCCUCCUUCGCUUUCACUGCCCCUUGCUCCUUUUGCAUUAAACUAAAGCUCAAUAAAGAUAUUUAUCUCUUUUAUUCUGUCUUCUGUCAUUUGAGUUCUGCCUGCUGUUCAUCACUUGCAAUAGUUUUUUUAUAUGUAUUGGCUAUUAUGAAAAGGUCAAAUGUGUUGUUUGACAUAUUCUACACAAGUGUGUUUCUUUUGGUAUUUCUGCUCUAACCAUAUAUCACCCAUUGCACUUCCAAUAAAUCUUUUCACUGACAAAGCCAUUGCAUUUCAUAUCU
This is a messenger RNA of Cyclopterus lumpus (lumpfish), 1429 nucleotides long. RefSeq names its product tropomyosin alpha-1 chain-like. Gene Ontology annotation, molecular function: actin filament binding. NCBI's taxonomy places the organism in Eukaryota, Metazoa, Chordata, Actinopteri, Perciformes, Cyclopteridae. The transcript has 9 exons. Gene Ontology annotation, cellular component: actin filament. Gene Ontology annotation, biological process: actin filament organization; muscle contraction. The coding region runs from base 222 to 1076 and encodes 284 amino acids. The record is from RefSeq and is a predicted model, not a curated record.